Hyla sarda is the source of this 2145-nucleotide messenger RNA. RefSeq names its product spindle and kinetochore associated complex subunit 1 (gene SKA1). Gene Ontology annotation, biological process: mitotic cell cycle; regulation of microtubule polymerization or depolymerization; chromosome segregation. The record is from RefSeq and is a predicted model, not a curated record. The transcript has 8 exons. The coding region runs from base 162 to 920 and encodes 252 amino acids. Gene Ontology annotation, cellular component: mitotic spindle; outer kinetochore; spindle microtubule. Lineage: Eukaryota; Metazoa; Chordata; Amphibia; Anura; Hylidae. Gene Ontology annotation, molecular function: microtubule binding.
CUGCUGCGCGGGUGUUCCGGAGACAUUUGUGGGCGUACAGUACGAGCUCUAGUGUUUAAGCGCUUCUGAUUGGAUGAUCGCUGUGACGUCACGCGCGCCGUCCGGCGGUUGUGUUUGAAUCGAGCGGCGUCCGGGAUCGACUGUCAGUGUUCCUGUGAGACAUGGACACGCUGGAGCUGGACGAUUUGUGUUCUCAUGUUAAUUCCAAGAUUUCUAUCAUCAAAAAGACAUUGCAGCUCCGCAAUAUUGGUCAGGAGCCCUCCUUAAGGAAUAUUCUCGGUAAAGUGACAUACGAGCUUCAUCUGCUGUGUGAGCUCCUUAACAAAGCGGAGACGGAAGUUCAGAGACAGGAAGCAAUUGCAAAGUCCUUGAAGGAGCUGCAGGUGACUCUGGAGAGAGAUGCCAAGGAAGUGUCUCAUCUCUGUGACAAUAUUCCUCCUCAUCUUCCCAAGAAAUGUCCUAACAGUAAUGCAGUCCCAGGUGAGGAGCCUCCGGUAGAAGUUAAGGUCACCGCUCCGGAGCCGGCUAAGAAGCCUGUCAAAGCCAAACACAUCAAAGAAAUGGAGCUGAUUACGGUGCAAGAAUUCGCCAAUGUGCCAGCGUAUAUGAAAAACCGUAUGACGUACGAGCAGAUCAACCACCUGAUUGAAGAAAUCAACAAAGCCGUUGUGGGGAAGUACAAGAUUAUGCAUCAGCCUCUGAAAACCCUCAACAACAUAGCCAGGAAGCAGCUGGGGCGCUUCAAAGAGGAGGAGACUCAGGAUACAAAAGGCCAGUUUUUUAUUGUCGACCAAGAUAUCAAAGAAUUUACCCAAGUUAAGGUGGAUAAGAGGUUCCAUGGAAUGCUGAGCAUCCUGAGGCAUUGUCACCGGAUACGGGAGCAGCGAGGGAAAGGAAUCGUGCGCUAUGUUAUUUGCUGAUGACUCACGGACUCGGGAUGAUGACACAGAAGAAAAGUGCAUACUCACCCUGCUGAUAACACGGGCGCUAGAAAAUGCCGAAGCGGGGCAUCGGUCGUAAUACGGCUGAAGUAAACUUUAUUUAUAAAGAAAAGUUAUGUUAAAGCAAAGUGCAUUUUUAUAAUAAAUAACCUUUAUUAAAUACAGUUUUACGUUCCCAAGCAUCCAAAUAUUUACAUGUAUUUAACAUUGCCAAGACUGUAUUAACCAAUGCAAUAAAUUUAUAGCAUUAUUUAUGAUGCCCCCUCCCAUAGAAAUUAAUGGAGGGGGGAGCGGCAUUGUGUCAUAAGGGGGCGUGGUGUGAUGUCUCUUCUCCAGUCGCGAAAAUCCAGCAUUCUAAACCUACUGUUUAGAAUGCCGGGUGCUGCAUGGAGAUCACGGGGAUCCCAGCGGCUUUUGGAUAGGGGAUAAGAUGUCUGUGGGGAGUACCCCUUUAAAAUCUAACUUCUCAUUAUUACGAGGCAUCUUGUGAGUGUGUCACGAGUUAGACCGACACGUUUUUAGCUCACCAAGUGCUUUUAGUCAUAUUCGGAAUACACAGUAAUAGAAGGUAUUUAAAAGCAGUAGUGACCAAUCCGCAAGCUGAAAUGGUUAGUUAAGGUCUUGUGAGGAGGUGUGGCAGGCUGUGACACUUGAGCAGAUCAGCUCCGCCUUCUUGACACUUGGCCGCAAAAUAAAAAAGUGAUUUUGUAAGUUUGGCAACCACCAUCAGCUCCAGGAAAAGUGCAGUUUUAUUUCAUACCCAAAUAGACAUCCAACAGUGUCGGUAGCUCUUAGCAUUUCCCCCAUUAAGACACGGUUAGGAUAUAUUCACACAGCAGAUUUUUUUGUGAAUAUUCCGCGGACAGCAGAUGCCGGCAGAACAAGCCAGUGCUAGGACCGCUUGGAAAUGCACCUCCUCCACAGACAGCCAUGCAUUACCUAGGGAUCAACCGAUUAUCGGUAUGGCCGAUAUUAUCGGCCGAUAAUCCCAAUUUUGGGCAUUAUCGGUAUCGGCAAUUACCUUGCCGAUAAUGCCCCCUGCACCGCGACUGACUCCCCCCACCCCGACCCGCCGCACCACACCGCGACCGACCGCACCGCGUCUCACCCCCCACCGUAGUGCUGGGCGGUAUACCGGUAUGGAUUUUUGCCCAUACCACUAUACCGGUCGGGCCCCUCCCCCACCCUCCGAGUCAAUAAAAAA